AUGAAUGAAUUCGCACACAAAGGGGGUACUAUGCUCAAAUAUCAAAAUGGUCAUCACCUACCCAUUGCUCCGGAUGAAACAGAGGAGGAACUAUCACCCGAAGAACGCCGUAAACGGGAAGAAUUCAAAGCGAAACGGCGUAUGCUCGCUCUUGAAGGAGCUGAUGGUUUAGACCUCAAGGCUGUGCUGGCGCAUCGCGUUUCGCUGGUGGACGGCGUUGAGGAAGAAGAGGAACCGGAAUGGGAUGAGGCCGCGCGAAAUUCCGCACAAAAUCCGGUAGCAAUGGACAGCUCUGUUGAUGGGCCCGAGGCUGACGGGGAUGAUGAGGCUGAGAAUCAAUUGAUCUACUCCAUGGGUGAGAUUUCCUGUACAGUACCAAACAAGGUUAACACCAUCUCCAAUCCGCGUUCCGAUCAUUCACAUCAAUAA
Messenger RNA from Echinostoma caproni, 429 nucleotides. Lineage: Eukaryota; Metazoa; Platyhelminthes; Trematoda; Plagiorchiida; Echinostomatidae. The record is from the annotation of a GenBank genome assembly.